AUUUAAGUUUUUUCCUUAUUAUAUGCAAGCGCCAGCUGGCAAGCCUUCCAGUUACUGUUUAUUAGCCCUGCGGUUUAUUAACCCAUCCCCACCGGUUUCUCCUGUAGAUGCCGUAACCUUAUCUCCAUAUGGGAAUUUUUAUGGUAAAUGACUCCACGAUAUUCACCGACACGUGGAAUAAAGAACCGGAUAAGGGGAGGAGUACUGGGGAGAAGCUUCUGGAAAAGACGUAAGACGGGAGGGAACUUCUUGGGCCUUCCUUUCCCUUCUCUUCUCUUCUGUCCUGUCCUCUCUUCUCCCACCCCGUGGCUGUGGGGACGCUUUCCUUUCUCCUCGUUGCCUUCCUUUUCUUUGUGCUGCUAAAUUGCUAAUCCUACCUUCUCACAACGGAAGUUUCUAGAAACACCACCACCACCUCCCAACAGAGAAACAUCUCGCCGAUUCGUCUCUCUCCCCUGGUUUACACCCCUCCCAAAUCCCAAUCUUAUUCAAGCUUCCCGAUGAAUUGAUCCCUCCUUCUCCUAAUCGAAAAUUCUCGUCGCUAGAUUUUUCUCCGCGUAGAUUUCUCAUCUCUAAUCUUAGAUCUUACGCUCUAAUACCUCUCCUUUCUUUCUAGAUUCGUUUCUGGAGAUAGGGAUAGGGACUGCUAGAGCUCAUGGCUCCACCGCCGGUGGAACAGAUCGGCGAAUCAACGACUGGCGAUGGGCAGAGAUCUCUGCCGACACCUUUUCUCACCAAAACGUACCAGCUUGUGGAUGAUCCUUCGAUAGACGACGUGAUUUCGUGGAACGAGGACGGUUCCACGUUCAUAGUCUGGAGACCGGCCGAGUUCGCCAGAGAUCUGCUUCCCAAAUAUUUCAAGCACAACAAUUUUUCAAGCUUCGUUCGACAACUUAACACAUAUGGCUUCCGAAAGAUUGUUCCUGAUCGAUGGGAAUUCGCAAACGACUGCUUCCGUAGAGGAGAAAAAAAACUUCUCUGCGACAUUCAUCGCCGGAAAAUAUCACCGGCUGCAGCUGUAUCUACUGUUACGACAGCCACGGCUCCGGCCGUUCGGACAGGGUCUCCGACAAAUUCCGGUGAUGACCAAGUGGUAUCCUCGACUUCAUCCCCAUCGGCCGUUGCCGCUACGGUGUGUAGAACGACAAGCUGCAGCAGCACGGCAGAGCUUCUCGAUGAGAACGAACGGCUUAGGAAAGAGAAUAUGCAUCUGACGCACGAAUUAACACAGAUGAAGAACCUUUGCAACAGUAUCCUUGCUUUGAUGACCAAGUAUGCGAAUAGCCAGCAAGAAAACGCUAGCUUCCUAGCGGAAAAGCCAUCGUCGCCGCUGGAUCUAUUGCCAGUGAAGCGAUUUGCGGAGGAUAACAAUGCCGAUACCGGCGUGGGCCAGAGCCGAGUGAAGACGGAGGAGGAGGAAGGCAGUCCAAGGUUGUUUGGUGUCUCUAUUGGCGUGAAACGCGCGAAAGGAAGUGAUGAGGAGCAGGAACAUCAGCAGCAAGAGGAGAAGGAGGAUCCUCCGAGAUCCGAAGUGAAAUCAGAACCGCCGGAUCAGCAGGAGCAUCCGUGGUUAAAAUGCAGCCCUCAACCUAACCAGAGGGUAUGCAAUUGAGCGAAUGUUACUGUAGGGAAUCCAGAAAAUUAGAGAGGAGUACUACCGGUACUGGAGUAGGGUACAGAUUCGAUUGCCCCGUAAGGGAGACAUAGGAGGAUGCAUGAUGCUUGGAGGCACGUGUCAGCUGAACCAAUUUCUUGGUUCCUCGGCCUCCGUUUUCUUUUCUAUUCACCUUUCUGGUAGGUAUAAGAAUCAAUGAAGAAGCUUCUUUCUGUUUCUUCAUUUAUUUAUUAGCAUUACAUUUAUGUAGAAUGGCCAUGAUAAUGAUGGCUAUGAUGAUGAUGUGAAAUUGUGAAUUAGUCCCAGAGGGGAAAAUUUGCUCCCUGUUAUAUAAUCAUCUGUAGACUUUAGCUCAUUAGUCGUCUGGGUUGGUUGGUUGGAUGACUUGGAUCCUUUGUGGUGGUAAAUAUCGGCGGUGAAAUAUAAAGCAGGAAAGAAAUAUGAAGGAACAGUAGCAAUUUAUUGA
Molecule: messenger RNA, 2081 nt
Organism: Nelumbo nucifera (sacred lotus)
Lineage: Eukaryota; Viridiplantae; Streptophyta; Magnoliopsida; Proteales; Nelumbonaceae
Product: heat stress transcription factor B-2b-like
Biological process (GO): regulation of transcription by RNA polymerase II
Cellular component (GO): nucleus
Molecular function (GO): RNA polymerase II cis-regulatory region sequence-specific DNA binding; DNA-binding transcription factor activity
Source: RefSeq, a predicted model, not a curated record